Molecule: messenger RNA, 2364 nt
Organism: Bactrocera dorsalis (oriental fruit fly)
Lineage: Eukaryota; Metazoa; Arthropoda; Insecta; Diptera; Tephritidae
Gene: nemy
Product: plasma membrane ascorbate-dependent reductase CYBRD1
Exons: 7
Coding region: 485-1369 (294 amino acids)
Molecular function (GO): oxidoreductase activity
Source: RefSeq, a predicted model, not a curated record
AAAAAAAAUCAAAGCAAAAUGUGUAAAUUAGCGUAAACAGAAUAAGCAAAACAUAAAGGAUGAGAAAUCAUUUGUUUAGAGUGCUGCUGUGAAGUGAUGUGAAUAUAUAGCUAAAUCUAUACAACAACAUUAUACACUUUAAAUAAUCGCGUACAUUCAGCAUAUCAGGACUUGGUGUUUACUUCUAGGAAAAUAAAGCGUUUUGUGUUGUUUAAAUGAAAAAAAUAAGAUGCAACAACAAUAGCAACAACCUGCGGUUUAGCAAAAAUCGUCGGCAAGCACUGAAACGAUUUGAACUUUUCAGUGCCAUUUGAACUUGAAUCGAUAGUCAAACUAUUAUUGUUGUUGUUGCUAUUCUACAAGUAAACAAUAAAAUUGUAGUUGGAAUUAUAUAGACGGAGACUGGAUCUUUACAUGCGUGAUCGUCAUUUGAACAAAAUGCCACGGGGUGGUACAACAACAGCACAUUUGAUAUAAUUGCUCUAUGAGAUUGAAGCGGAAAAAAGUUAAAGAACAGAAUUCGAUGACGAUGACGGUUAAUGAGGAGUUUAUGAAAGAGUUGAAUCGCCAAAUAAAGCGGCGACCCGAGGCGGAGGCCAAUUACAGACGGCGCUACGAGGAGGACUCGGAGAAUGACUGGAACUGUGGCUCAUGGUUCGAGUAUUUGCUCAUCGUUAUACUCUCCACCAUUUUGUUGGUGGGUGUGUUGAUACUCACGCUCUUCUGGAUACUAUUCUAUCGCGAUGGCUUCGCUUGGUCCGACAAUCCAGCUUUGCAGUUCAACUUGCAUCCCACCCUAAUGGUGGCGGGCUUCAUAACGCUGUCGGGAUUUUCAAUUUUGCUGUACCGCCUAUGUCGCUGCCUGAAACACAUCUAUGUUAAGCUGAUUCAUAUGUUCUUUCACGCCUGCGCCAUACCGUGUGUGGCUUUGGGAUUUCUGUCCGUCUUCGAUUCGCACAAUUUGUCGGAGCCGCCUAAAGUGAAUUUCUACAGUAUGCAUUCGUGGUUGGGCUUCGUCACCAUGGGAAUGUUCGUUUUGCAGUUCGUUGUUGGCUUCUUCAGUUUCUUGGUGUUGCUGUGCUGUGAGAAUCGCACCUACAAGUGCCGCAGCAUUAUGGUUCCGAUACACGCCAGCUUCGGCUUGGUGAAUUUUAUGUUGGCAAUUGCCACUUGCAUCACUGGGUUGGUGGAAUAUGAGCGCCAGAAUGCGGGCAAUGCCGUUUUGAGCUCACGCAACUCGGAAAUCGAACAUUACAUAAUCAACGCAUUGGGCAUCGUACUCGUCGCCAUUGGUAUCAUAGUCUCCGUCGCUGUACGACGAUCGAACGCUCCAGCCACUGCCAAGGUCUAUGUUACCGAACGUUGCUGAACACAUUUUUAGCGCGCUAUAAAUCAAUCUCAUAUUUUUGAAAAGAGAAAUUUAUUUGAAACCUAAAUAAGAUUGCUCGAAACAAAAAAAAAAAUAUGCAAAAUGAACGUUGCCAGAUUUUCCUUUAACACUUUUAUGCAUAAGUGAACUACUUUAAUAAAUAAAAAUAAAAAUAUAAAAAUUCUGAAAACCACUUCCUUUCCAAACUUUAAUUUGUACAGCCGUGAAAUAUGCCAAAUUGUCAGUGACUAUUUUUACUAUAGCGAAAACAAUAACGGUAAAUAGUGUAAACCCACCCAGAAGCCAAAAUGCAUGAAAUUAACGACGCCAGAAAAGUAGAGAACAAACAAAACAAAUACCAAAAUGCAAAAGGAAGCACAAAUUAUUAUAAAAUACUUAUAUUGUAGUUAUGUAUAAGCUAAAAUACAUACAUACAAUUUCAUUAAAAAAAUUAAAAUAAUCAACAAUUCAUAAUCAAAAUUAGAAGCGAAAAUCAAAUGUUUAUCAAUAAAAGCAUAAAAAAUUAUACAAAUACAUAUAUACAUGCAUACAAAUAAAAUUGAUUGAGAAUAUAUCGUAACACUAAGUAGCCCAGUAUUGCAUUACUCAUACGACGUGUAGUCCUUUCCACAACGAUUAUCAUAUGAAAUGUGUGUCAACGCAUUGGCAAAGUGAUUGCCGAAUUAAUAUAAAUCAAAUUGUAUCAAAAUUUUUCGCAAAAAUUCAUUAAAUUAUAAGUGAUAACUGUAAUUGAAGUGUUUGUAUAUUUGUUUUUGUUUUUUCUUUUCUUAAGCUAUGUAUAACUACAUACAAACAUACUUAUAUCAGCAAAUAUGAAGUUAUGAAGCGCGCAAAUUCUUUUGCCGUUAUAAAUUACCGUAAAAAACAUACAUACAUACAUUAAUCUAAGCAAUAUACAAAUGUAUGCAAAUAUUUCAAUGGAAUACAAAUAAUAAAUAAUAAUAAAAGGCCCUUUUUGUAAUUUAAAUGUAAAA